Messenger RNA from Protopolystoma xenopodis, 960 nucleotides. The record is from the annotation of a GenBank genome assembly. Lineage: Eukaryota; Metazoa; Platyhelminthes; Monogenea; Polystomatidea; Polystomatidae.
AUGAUACCUUGCUCUGAUGAUGUUCGUCAUAUGACACACGAAAGCUUAGCACCUUUUCACCGGAAUCGAAGAAGAUUACUUCACAAACGGCGUCAGCAUGAAUCUUCCAGUAAAGCCAAUCGACAACUGGUCAAGAGGAAUCCACCGCCGUCUUCCGGUGGAACCGAACUUCGAAUCUCUUUACCCAACACUUUCACUCGAAAUGGAAAUAAGGCUAAGAAAUCUCAGCCUAUCCUACAUAUUCUAUUUGACCAAUUACAUCGUCUCGUAGUGCAAACGGAAUGCUCCAAACCUGAAACUGUACAACUGUCUUUCCUUCAAUUGCUUCGUCUAAUUUUGCCUUCGCCUCAAUCUAAACUCCGAAAUAUUCGUUUGAUAUUGAGUCUUCCCAAUCAUCUUAAACCUGUGCUUCUUUGUUUACCUCAUUCGGAAUAUCAGUCUAUGGAUCUCGACUUUUAUGAUGGCGAACUCGAGCUAGAAAUUGACGAUUUGCUGAGGCACUUUAAUCGUCGACUUACAAGUGACCAGCAUAAACGACUUGUAGAAUAUCUGCGAAGCUGUAUGAAUGCUUCUCCAUCUGUUCAGAGAUAUCAAGAUAUCCAAAGUUCCCCUGGCUCUUCUGGGGCACAAAGGAAGAUUUCACCCCUCGGCCUUCAUUUGGUAGUCUGGUGGGCUGCUCGAGAGUGGCAUUCUUACACUUCGGAGGAAUCCUGCAACCUGCCCGAACUGGAAGACACCCAAAGUCCUGUUUUAGCCUGUCGGAUUGCUGAGACGAUGAUAAACCAUGUAUUCUUUCAAUUGGAACAGCGAUAUGGACGAGAAAUAGUGUCAUAUACUUUACUGUUUAUAACGGUAAGCCAUAAUAGCUAUGAUGCUAUUGGAUGUAUAAAAAGAAUCCUGAAUAUUACAGCAUAUCCACAAGGUCUGCAAAUAUACCUUGAACGAGAUGAUUGGCAAUAA